AUGAACAUUAAAGGGGGAAAAGAGACAAGUUUUCAAGUCGAUACGGGCGCCACUUGCAAUGUGAUUAAACGGAAGGAACUGUCUGGGACGAAAUAUAUGAAUAAAAUGAAGAAAACAAAGCAAGUCCUCAAGAUGUAUAACUCUUCCACUUUGAAACCAGUCGGUCAGUGUAUGGUGCAAUUACAAAAUCCUGAAACAUGCAAGAAGUACAAGGUUGAAUUUACGGUUAUAGACGGUGAGAACUGUACGAUUUUUCUAGGAAGUCGAGCAGCACAGCAGGUGGGUCUUGUUAAUGUGAAUUACCACAACAUGAAAAUUCUGUCAGAGUCAGACCAGAAAGGGGAUUCACAUACCACGAUGGCGACAUCAGAGUCAAGUCCGACGGAAAGGUCGACGCAUUCCACAUUCCAUAUUGACCUCUCCAGAAUCAAGUUAAACUGGAUUGACCAUGGAACAGAUCACUAUAGCGAAUACAAAGAUAUUUUCGAGGGACUGGGGCAGCUUGGACAGAAACUGCAUUUGGAACUAGAAGAAAACGUGAAACCUGUACAACAAGCAGUGAGAAAAAUACCUGAGUCCAUGAAAGAUCCACUGAAAAGCCACCUAGCCGAGCUCGAAGACAAAGGUAUAAUCAAGAGAGAGUGUAUCAACCUACAGAAUGGAUAAAUUCUAUUGUUGUUGCAAAGAAAUCCAAUGGAAGUAUUCGCCUAUGGCUAGAUCCUCGUCCACCUAACAAGGUACUCAAGAGAUGUCACCACCCCAUGCAGACCAUUGAAGAUAUAUUACCUGAGCUUGGUAAAGCAAAAGCUUUCUCCAAGUUGGGGCUGUCUCAAUGGUUAUUGGCAAGUCCCUUUGGAUCAAGAAUCUUCCCUCCUCACGACGUUUUGAACGCCUUUGGUCGGUAUAAAUGGAAACGUUUACCGUUUGGUAUUUCUCCAGCGGGUGAGAUAUUUCAGAGCCGUUUAGAUCAAGCGAUCGACGACCUUGAGGGAGUCAAGACAGUCGCUGAUGAUAUUCUGGUGAUAGGAAAUGGCGAAUCAUUGGCAGAAGCAAUCAUUGACCAUGACGCCAAAAUGAAGCAACUGUUGGAUCGAUGCAGAGAGCGGGGAGUGAACCUGAAUGGAACGAAAUUUUUGCUGAAGCAAACGUCAGUUCCUUACAUCCGACACGUUCUGACAUCUGCAGGGGUGAAAUCUGACCCAGCCAAGAUUGAGGCGAUCAUUAAGAUGGAGGGACCCACAAGCGUAGAAGGAGUACGAAGAAUUAUGGGAACCAUCAACUAUUUAGCCAAAUUUUUGCCACAGUUGUCUGACGUUUCGGAACCUUUGCGACAACUUACUAAGAAGGACGUUGUUUUUGUAUGGGAUCAAGUUCAUGACCAAGCAUUCACAAAGUUGAAAAAGCUCGUUAGCAUGCCGCCUUUACUCAAGUUCUACGAACCUGAGAAAGAAUUGGUCAUACAGUAUGAUGCAAGCGAAGGGGGACUUGGGGCUGCUUUAUUGCAAGAUGACAGACCAAUAGCUUAUGCAAGUCGAGCACUCAAUUCGACUGAGCGUAAUUACGCUCAAAUUUAGAAGGAACUCUUGGCGAUUGUGUUCGCGGCAGAACAAUUUUAUCAGUACACAUUUGGAAGACCAGUAUGCGUUGACUCUGACCACAAACCAUUGGAAACCGUAUUUGCGAAGCCUCUCGUUUCUGCGCCCAGACGGUUACAGAGAAUGUCGAUGCGGCUACAAAUGUAUGACCUGAGUGUGAGAUAUACAAAAGAGGGACUGAAUUAUAUCUUGCAGAUACGCUAAGUGACAGCGGUACAAGAGACCAGAGAAGCAGAUGUUCUGAAUUACUUGUCAGAUGCGGAGAUAGAGCAGGGAGAGCAUGAGGAAAUCAUGGAGAUCAACCAAUUGUUGGCGAGUGAAGAUGUUGCUAAAAUGUAUCGAGAUAAAACAGAUCAAGAUGAAGAUUUGCAGGUGUUAAAGAGAGUCAUACAGUCCGGAUGGCCUGUGGUUAAGAACAACCUGCCAGCCGCAGUGGGUCCUACUUUCAUAUCCGUGAUGAAUUGGUGGUCCAAGAUGGGCUGA
Molecule: messenger RNA, 2078 nt
Organism: Paramuricea clavata
Lineage: Eukaryota; Metazoa; Cnidaria; Anthozoa; Malacalcyonacea; Plexauridae
Source: the annotation of a GenBank genome assembly